AUGAGUUACGAAUAAUCUGCUUUAAUUGCUACUGGAACAACAGCUGCUAUAGUUGGAGGAGCUUAAGCAGGUAUAACUGCUGCAGGAUUUUCAUCAAUUGGACCUGUAGCAGGAAGCCUUGCUGCAGCAACUUAAGCAAGUAUUGGAAAUGUUGUUGCAGGAAGUGCUUUUGCUGUUGUUCAGGGUGUGGCAAUGACAGGAGUAGUAAGCACACUUUUAUUACCUGCAACAAUUAUUGGAUUAGGGGCUGGAAUAUUCAGUUUCAUUUUUAAAUGA
Molecule: messenger RNA, 276 nt
Organism: Paramecium sonneborni
Lineage: Eukaryota; Ciliophora; Oligohymenophorea; Peniculida; Parameciidae
Source: the annotation of a GenBank genome assembly